UGUACUGUUGCAUACCUCUGCUAUGUGAAAGCUGUAGGUGAUUUACCUUGUGUUUGUCUUCUGUUUUUCUUCUCUUUCACAGGUUCAUCAAUGCCAGGAGAAGAAUAGUACAGCCCAUGAUUGACCAGUCAAAUCGAGCAGGUUUUCUUCUUGAUCCUUCAGUGAGCCAAGGAGCAGCGUACAGUCCUGAGGGCCAGCCCAUGGGCAGCUUCGUGCUGGACGGUCAGCAACACAUGGGGAUCCGGCCAGCUGCUCUACCAGGCAUGCCAGGGGAGUAUGUACCUCAGAGUGGUCCUAUGGGCAUGAGCAUGGCCCCACCCAGUUACAACCCUUCCCAGAUGACCUCCCAUCCCUCCCAGCUCCGACACGGACCCCACAUCCACCCAUCCUACUUGUCCGGCCCCCACCACCACCACCACCCCCAUCACCCAGCCAUGCUGAUGCACGGAGGACCCCACUCUCACCCAGGAAUGACCAUGUCAGCUCAGAGCCCCCCCCUGCUGACCCCCCUUGACCCCAGCACAGGAGGACAAGGCCUGGACAUCCACGCCCAAUAGUAUAAGGGAACUGUUACUACGACAACUACUACGACAACAGCAGCUACUUAGAGGAACGUCAACAACAUGAACCCACAAUCCCCAAGCAAGCUAUUUUGAGACUAUUUUUCAGAAUAAAAGCGAACCCUUUUGACCAGAAUUAGACGCUAAAAAACAGAAUUCCAGAUGAGCUGUGAUAAUUCUUUUUUUUUACCUGUCAAUUUUGUUACUUUCAUCCAUUGGAGGACCAAG
Messenger RNA from Osmerus eperlanus (European smelt), 788 nucleotides. It is a transcript of the gene meis2a, whose product is annotated as Meis homeobox 2a. The record is from RefSeq and is a predicted model, not a curated record. Bases 117 to 557 code for a protein of 146 amino acids. NCBI's taxonomy places the organism in Eukaryota, Metazoa, Chordata, Actinopteri, Osmeriformes, Osmeridae. The transcript has 3 exons.